AGAUUAUUGAAUGUGACAAACAACAACAAAAAAAAUGAAGAAAAAAAAGAAAAAAAAAGAGAAAAGAAAAGAAAAAGAAACAAAGAAAACUCGGAUAUACACAUGUUAGUUACCAUUUUGUUUUAAUAUACAAUUAUCAUUUUACAUGAAAAAAGGAUUUAUUACAUUUCAAAGGAUGAUCACUUUGCCGUUACCGGUUGUAAGAUCUUCUUAAAGAAUAACACACAUAUGGACAAGUAUUUCAACGUCUACUAGUUGAAUGGAAUAAUCACUUGAAGAUAAGAAGGUUAUUUCAAAGCAUCUAAUAUUUACUGAUACAAUUCAACGGAGACUGAAACUCCACGAUAAAUCAUGACUGAAGUAAUUCCUAAUUCAUUAAUCAAUGAAAAACCAAAACCAAAACUUCUUCAUCGUUUCAAAUUCAUUCAACGAUAUUUUUCUCAGUCAACACUUCAACAGAAACAUCUUGAUAAAUCAUCGAAAUCUAUUUUAACCCAAUCCAAUUCGAUCAAAGUGAAGCCUAUCAAUGAUGAUUCAUUUCAUUUACAUAAUAUGACAUCACCAAAAUUAUUAAAUUCACGUCGUAAUACAAAUCAUUGGACAAUGAAACAAUUUAAAAAACGUAUCCAAACAACCCAUAAUAAUCAUAAACAUAAACAGAAGUCAGCUACAUUAUCGGUGGAACCUACAAGAGAUCAGAUGACAUUACAAUCAGAUUAUCUAUAUACAACACAAUAUCAUACAUUAAAAGAUACUACUUCAGUAGUAUAUACCAAUGGAAAAGACAACUUUGAUACGUUAGAUCAGAUUCAUUUGAAUAAUUUAAGAACUAUGGAUAAUGUUUCAUUACAAUCUAUUUCAAUGAGUUCUUUAAGUUUAGAAGAUUAUAACAAUGACAAUGACAAACCUCAAAUACAAAUAACUAAUCUAGAUGAAGUGGAAUUAGAGAAUAGAAUUGCUUAUGAAAAGACUACUCCAUCAAACCUUGUUAAUGAAAUCUUGAAAGAAUCAGGUUUAGAUAAAAGUUGGUUCACUGUUGAUCAUACAAUGGAUGAUGAUGAUGAUGGUGAUGAUCAUCAGCGACAACAAGAAGAACAAGAACGACAGCGACGACAACAAGAACAAAAAAGUGAAGCAAGACAACGACAGGAAGAAGACGAAGAACGACGACGACGACGACGACAAUCGCGAAAAGAGUCAUUGAAUAAUUCAACAACACCAUUGAAUGGUCAAUUAUCAAUGUCUGAUAUUUAUUCAAUCUUUACAAGUCAUGAACAACUUGAUCAUUAUACUAAAUCAUUCCAUGAAAUGAAUAAUAAUCAUACAUCAUCUAUAUCAUCUAAUCUAUCCAAUGUAAAUAAACAUAAGACAAACUCGAAUAUGAUAACAUCAUUACUUAAAAGUAAUCUAUAUAGUAAAGGUAUACAAUUAAAACAAUAUUUAAAUAUACCGACAAAAUGUAAAACUUUACCAACGAUGGAAACUAAUUUGUCGUCAAGUGAAAAAAGAAAUUCUGCUGGAGGAUUUCAUGGACAUCAAUCGUUGUGUAGAAAUCCAAACAGACCGAAAAGCUACUUUAAUCAAGAACAUGAUCACAAUGAUAAUGAUAAUAAUAUAAAUUCAUUUGCAUCUUUAAUAUCUAAUUGUAAUGAUUAUUCAUUGAAAGAUGUGAAUUCAUCUAUUAAAUUAAAUCAAACAAUUCAUAGUAUACCAGAUACAUUAUCAAGAAUAAAAGGACAGAAUACAGAUCAAUUAUUGAAUCAUUCAACACGUCGUUCAUCUUCUUUAAUUCGAUAUCAUCGUCGUCAUGAUGAGAGAAGUUCAGUCAAAAUAAAUCGUUCCCAUUGUCAACAUUCCCAUCCACAAAGACAACAACCAUACAUUUCAAAUUAUCCUAUUGAAUAUUUAAUUGAUCAUGAUAUUACAUUACCAUAUAUGCCAACUUUAUUUAGUUCAGAUAGUAAAUCAUCAUCGUUAAGUAAAGAAAGUGGAGGAAAAAAGAUUUUAAACUUCCUUCAACGUGGAUUUCAAUCGAAAAGACCUAAAUCAAUGGUAAAAAGUGAACGAAGAAAAAUUACGAAACAUCGUUCAGGUUCCUCCUCCAAUUCUGAUCAUAAUCCUCCAGGAUCAUCAUCAGCUAUUAGUUCUGACAAGGCAAUUGUAUUUCUCGGAGAACAAAUUCGGUUGCCCACAGAACUAUACAAUGUAUUUGAAAUAAAUCCUACAGAGUCCGCCCUGACAUCUAGUAAAACAAAUCUCGAGACUACUGACGAUGUUAGCCAUCUAGUUCAAAUAUGUAAUAUUGAUCCAAGUUUGAUUGGAAGUAAUUGUAAUUACUACUUUCAAGUUAUGUCUCCAUCCCAAAGAAUGAUCAAGGCUUCAACCAUUUGCCUUGAUAGUUCAAAAAGGAAAACUGAUGAUGUUCAAUGUUCCUGCCUAGAGAACAAUGAUGAUUUCUCAGCUAUGAACACACCAAAUCACCUUCGACCUGUCAGUCAUUCUCAGGGUAACAUGAGAGAAACUGUCAAUAUUCCCUUUGUAAUCCAUAAUUAUUCAUGUCAGUCAGCUUUGGAAAGAGAUCGAUGGGUACAAUUUUUGAAACGGCUGGUCAACCCAUCUCAAGAUGCUCAACGUCGUAAAGAGAAUUGUUUGAAUAUAUGGAUUCAAGAAGCAAAAGGAUUACCUAUGAAAAAUAGAUAUUAUUGUACAAUUUUGGUAAAUGGUACAAUCUGUGCACGUACAACAAUUAAACAGAUGACAGAUAUGUUGUUCUGGGGUGAAGAGUUUGAUUUAAGCGGUCUCUCGAAUUGCUCAGAUCUAACAAUCGAGAUAUGGAAAGUAUGUGAUACCAAAGCUAGUUCUCCAUCUCAUCGUCAUCUAACUGCUUCUCCACAUCGAUUAACAACAUCGAAUCUUCGUCAACAGACAAAUACAAGUCCUCCAAUGCGUAAGGUAAUGAUGACUUGUACAAAAGCUGCAGAUGAUGGAUCAGUUUCACCUCCUGACUUUACAGCAUUGCGUAAUUCUGUCAUUCUGGAUGAUUUAUCAACUACGUGUACAAAUAAUGAUGAAGUGACUUCAAGACAAAAGCGUCGUAAAUUUAAAUCAUCAAAAAUGGCUAAUCCAUCUCUCGUAGCAACAGUCAAUAUUUCUUUAUCGGAUAUUUCUAAUUGUGGUGAAGUGGAAAGUUGGUAUACUCCAAAUUUAAAUGACUCAAUGACUCAAUCAUCUGGUCAAUUGAAACAAUCAGAUAAUAAAAACUCCGGUGAAUCCAAUGUAAAUAAAACCAAAUCCAAAGGACGACGAUCUAAUCGUCAUGAGAUCAAUUUGAAUUCAAUACAGAUUCGUGUGAAAAUUCGUUAUCGUGCUUUAACUGUUUUACCAUUAACAAGUUAUGCUCGUUUAGAAAACAAUCUAUGCCAAUUUCAACUACCUAAAACGAUAACACACACAAAUGGCACGGAUAAGUUAAAUAGUUUCAAAUUUGAUCCCAAUCCUUCAUUUAAUACAUCGAGUAAACCUGAUCUAAUCCAAUUAUUGUCCAGCUUAGAUCCAUGGUUAAAUGUUAAAGCUAAGGCUGAAUUAGCCGGUGCUAUGGUUGUUUUACAACAGGCUCGUGGACAAGUAACUGGAUUCUUAGCCAGUCUUAUAUUAUGUGAAGUCAAAAAACAAAGUGAUCCAAAUAUGGUUUUACGUGCUAAUAGUAUAGCAACUAAAGCAACAGAAAUUUAUCUACGUCUUGUUGGUGGUUCAUAUUUAUCAAAUAUUUUAUCUGAUUUUGUUCAAAUUGUUAUUAGUGGUCGACCAGUUGAUCCACAAUUAAAAACAUCUAAUCGUUAUCCAAUUGAUUAUGAAGUUGAUAUAGCUAAAGUGCAAACAUCGGCACAAUUAGCACAAAAUCAAGUUAAUCUAUUAGGUUUAGUUGAAACUGUAUGGAAACGAAUUCUAUCAAGUGAAGUUGAAUUUCCAGAGCAAUUUAGAGCGUUAUUUGUAGAGAUUCGACGUUAUCUAGAGAAUGGUUUAAAAAGUAAUAAUUCAUCAAUGAAUAAUAUUCAUAAUAAACAUUAUGAUGGAUUAAAUUCUUCUAAUUCUACAAUGAAUGAUGGUACACUAUGUGAACAUGUAAUAUCAGCUUGUCUAUUUCUACGUUAUAUAUGUCCAGCUAUAUUAUCACCUUCAUUAUUUAAUUUAAUUUAUGAAUUUCCUAGUGAACCACGUAUAUUACGUGCAUUCACUUUGGUUGCUAAAACCAUUCAAACUUUAGCAAAUUUUAGUUUAUUCAGUGGUUCUAAAGAAACUUAUAUGAAAUUUAUGAAUCAAUUUGUAACCGAUCAACUUCCAGCAAUGAGACAAUUUCUACAAUCAAUUUCAGUACCAAAUCCUAAAGCGACUUCAUAUAAAUCAUUAUUGAAUAAUGAUACAGUAUUAAAACCAAUCAAUUCUUUAUCAAAUAUUUAUAAUAAUAGUACUAUUCAUGGUAACAGUAGUAAUAAUGGUUCUAUGCCACAUUCAUUACAUAUUAUUGGUUCUGAUGAAAAUUGUUUAAAAUUGUCUACAAUGUCGAAUAAAUUUAAGAUGAAAACUGGUUCUAAGGAGAAUAAUCAUUAUAUCAAUAAUAGUCAAUCACAUCAUGGUGGAUUUAUUAAUGAUGAUGAUGAAUAUAAAGAUUAUUCAAGCCAUUCUCGGCAGUCGCCUGUUUUCACAAGUUCAGAGAUUACAAGUAAAUUAAAUGAUAUCAAAUCAAGUGUAAGUGGGAGUUCUAUGUCUCAGAAGUAUCAGUCUACAAAAUCGACAUGUAAUUCAAUAUGUUUACCUCCUCUACCAACAAAUCAACAUGGUCAUUUAGGCUUGAGAGAUCAUGUUGAUUUACCCUUAUGUUUAGCUCUAUGUCAUCUUCAAUUAUCUGAAGCAAUUGAAAAAGUUCCUGAAGAUAAAAGAAUGCCUGAUGUUAAAGAAUUGAAAUCAAUCCUAGAUGAAGUGAAUACAUUUCUUGUAUCUGGAAAAGAUCCUCAACCAAAUUGGUGGCAUAAAACAACCAUAAAUAAUAAUAAUAAUAAUAAUAAUAAUAAUAAUAAUAAUACAAAUCAUAAUAGUAGUACAACAAUAAUACCAAUAAAGGAUAAUACACCAACAAGAAAAACAAUCAGCGAAAAUAUAAACAAUGAACCUAAAACCAAUACAAAAUCACUUUGUUUUCAAUCUCAUCGAAAUAAACCUAUGAGUAAUGAUGUAACUAUCUAUGAAUGUACAAAUAAUGAUUCCAAGUUCAUCAUGAAUACUUCAUCAUCAUCAGUCCAUAAAAGUAUUAAUCUAUCCGAUGAUGGUGGUACAACAAUCUCUGUAUUAAAUUCAUCAAUCACUAGUGUGAUAUCACCUAAACAAAUUGUUUGUCCUGAUAAAAAAGAUUCUCAUCAUGACUAUAAAGAACAACAAGUUAAAACUACGCCUGAUUCAAAUAUCAAAUUUGUCAUAUCAAAAGGAAAGUAUAAUAAUUCGUGUAUACAAGAACGUGUAACACCACGAUGUGAUUCAAUAGAGAUUAUUAGAAUACCACAUUCAAACAAUCAUAAUAACUCAAUGGAUACAAAUAAUGAAGAGAUCUAUGAUAUAAUGAAUCCUACAAAUUCUUUACCUAUUGAUCAGAAUGUUUCUAAAAAAGUCACUGAAUCAAAUCAUGAUUCCUCAUCAAUGACACAACGUGAUAAUCGAAGAAGAAGAAGAGUUCAAAGUGCUAGAAAAACACAAGAACCUAUAAUUAUUCAUCAGAAUAUUGUAGAUACUGACAAUAAUAUACACAUUAGUAAUACAUUACAAAAGUCAUCAGGAAUAGAUCAUCAAAACCUAUAUAAUCAUAGUGCAUCACUUGAUAUAUGUAAUGAUAUUAUGAAUUCAGAACCAAUUGAACAUUCAGAGUUUAAUCCAAUUUAUUUAGGGAAUUCUUCAUCAUCUGGUUAUCUUACUAUUUCAAGUCAUGGAAAUAUUUUAAAUUAUCCAACUAUAGGAGAAGAAUCAGUUAUAGUUGACCCAAUUAUUAUCUCUACAUCAGAUAAUGAGAUCAUAACAUCUUUGUCUACUACUAGUACUACUGAUAUUAGUAGUAUGAAUAAUCCUUUAUAUACUUGUCAUUCAUUGAAGCAAAUUAGUUCAAUCAAUUCCAAUGAUUUUCAAAAACAAAUGACAAUUGUUGAUGAUCCAAAUCAUUCAUUGGGUCUGUGUAGUCCUCAACUGAAGAAAACUUUACAAAAUUCUGUUAGACGACAUACAUAUGUAAAUUUAUCGAAUGAUGUAGGUGAAACAGAUCGACUAAUUGAUGCUUUAAAAAAUAAUCAGUCUAAUCAUAAAGUCAAUAAUAUAGAAUUAGAUAAACGAAAUUGGGCACCACCUAUGUAUAUAUCUAAUGAACAAAGAAAUAGACGUAUCACUCUGACAUAUCCAACAUCAUAUGAGCAUGUAAACACACCAACUGAAUCAAUAAAUCAAAAUGUUCUUAAUUAUUCGGGUACAGAACAUUUAAAUUUAACUGAUUCAUUUAAGUCAUCACCCACUGAACAAGAAUUAUGUCAAAAUUCUACGCUACAAACAGAAAUUCAAAGAAUUAAAUUUAUUCCAUUGAAUACUUCUUAUACAAUUGGUGCAAUUCCUAAUAAAAGAACUGCAUUAUUUUCAUCAGAAAAUAAUACGCCUACCACUGUAAUAGAUCUUCGAAGUGAGUUGGAUGCAUCACAAGCACGUUUAGCUGAAGCUCAAGCACGUCUACUAGCUAAUGAAGCUGAACGUAUUCAAAUAUUGAAAUCAUGGCAAAGUGAACUGAUCAAACAAUCGCAAUUAAUUAAUGCAAGUAAAGCAGUCUGUAAUAAUUCACCAAUUCCUCAAUUUUCAUCGAAUGUACAACUAACAAAUACAGAAAAUAAUUUACAUUGUAAUCCUGACGAGAAUGAUUUUGAUGAAAGUGGACCUAGAUCAAUAUCAGUAAUACCUUUAUUAAAUUCAAGUGGAUUAAGAUCACAAGAUUAUUCUGAAAGUAUCUAUGAUUAUGAUGAUAGUGAAUUGAUGAAUAAUACUGAACUAACUAAACAAUAUAUUACUGAUACAAAUAUACAAUUACAUAAUAGUAAUGGGAUUAAUCGAAAUUUUGGCUUACAUGCAUCAUCUCCUAGUUCAUAUUUAAAGUCAUUGAGAGCACAUACUAAUCAACCUCGUAUGGGAGCGUCUGCAGUUGUCACAAAUUUACAUGACUAUCACGGGGCAGCACCACUAAUGAGUGAUUAUCUUCAGUCGACAAUACCACGAAGUAAAAUAAUAACCAAUCGGGGCUAUCAAUUACACAACAAUACUACUACAACCAUUACAUCACCAACUAAUACAGAAUUAGACGAAUUCUGUCGAAUAUCACGUAGUCCUUCUACACCAGGUUUAUCUAAUUCAAACUUUACACGUACUCUUCCUGUAGAUCCUGUUGGUGGUAUAAACAAUGAAUUGAAUUCAGCAAAUAAUUCAAUUGACUCUGUUACUAAUGAUCAAGAAUUCGCUAGACAAAUUCAAGCUAUUGUACAUGAGAAUAAUCAACAUUUAUAUUCAUAA
Schistosoma rodhaini is the source of this 7581-nucleotide messenger RNA. The record is from the annotation of a GenBank genome assembly. Lineage: Eukaryota; Metazoa; Platyhelminthes; Trematoda; Strigeidida; Schistosomatidae.